Messenger RNA from Fundulus heteroclitus (mummichog), 4045 nucleotides. RefSeq names its product DENN domain containing 2B (gene dennd2b). The record is from RefSeq and is a predicted model, not a curated record. Gene Ontology annotation, biological process: positive regulation of ERK1 and ERK2 cascade. The coding region runs from base 212 to 3616 and encodes 1134 amino acids. NCBI's taxonomy places the organism in Eukaryota, Metazoa, Chordata, Actinopteri, Cyprinodontiformes, Fundulidae. The transcript is spliced from 20 exons.
UUUUCUGUGUGUGUGCGCUUAUCGGUUUGUGUUGGAAAGACAUGAGACGGAGUUUACUGAAGAGGGCAGGUAUCCGGAGCAGCCAGCCAAAAGUUUUUCCAGUGGACGAACGGGAUUUACGCGUCGCAACGGGAUUAUAAUCUGAAAACGUCCCCAGCAGUCAUGGAUGUAAGAAGAAACACGGAGGUGAGCGGACGGUUUGCAGACAAACAUGACCGCCAACAAGAACGCGAAGGCUGUGCCCCGAGCAGGAGGGGGUAAAGCUGCGCGGGACGCCCCUGACAGGAGCCAGUCUGCAUCCCCGUUCCCGGCACUUUCUGCCAGCCAGGGGCAGAACCAGCAGCCGGUCCUUAGCGACGGCGAGAGCAAGCAGACGAAGUACGUCAGGACCGACGGCAGGUUCCUGCUGCGGGCCGGAUGGAACGGCAAGACCGCUAGCCUGUGCAGCGGCGCCUCUCUCUCAGGCGACGCCGACCCCCAGGGCCGGUUCUCCAAAUCUAAGAGCAUCAGCUGUCUGGACAACAGGCUCUCCAUCUAUAAGCCCCCUUCACAAACCAAGUCCUGUCAGGAGAACCAGGGGCUUCAGGAGCAGAAGGAGAGUCAAGGGGAAGUGCCAGUAGGAGUAGGACUCAAUGGUAGGCCUCUGAGCUGGAGCACGUUCUCUCUGGGCCCGUCCUCAAACCAAGGCCACAAACGCACCCUUUCUCUCACCCACUCGGAGGCGGGUGUACCCCCCACCACAAUCCGUAAAAAGAUCUCAGAAUGGGAGUGCAGGCGGCUGUCUCUGCCUAGGAUGAACCUGUGUCUGGAUAAACGAGGAGGGGAGCUGGUCGGGGGUAGCGAGGGCUGCCCGAGUCUGCUCUCUUCUCCCUGCAGCGAGAAAACCUUCGACUUUAAGGGGGUCCGCAGGAUGAGCACGGCGUUCUCCGAGUGCUCCUACGCGGGGACAGGGGACGAGGAAGGAGUUUCAGACAAAGAGGGCCUGGGUCGUUUCCAAAAAAGGAAAGGCAAGACAGAAUCCUCCGGAGGGUUCGUGCGCACCCUGUCCGCGCGCAAGGAGACGUCGGCGGUGCUCAACAGGAUACAAAAGAUUGAGCAGGCCCUGAAGGAGAACCCCAGCCCUGCUCCUCCUCGGUAUCUCAGUAACUGCUACGCUCCAGACAAGACGAGGCAGAAGUCCUUCGUCAUAGGCGAUGACUUGGACAGCACAUGCGCCAGUAAGCGCAGCAGCAUUUGCUCCGUGGCCACGGAACCAGACACGACUUUGGUCCCUGACAAGCUCUCCAGGCUCAGACAAAGGUUUAGCGUGAGCUCAACCAGGUCUGAGAGCCCGGAGCCACCGGGCCAACAGACUCCCGUCGGCACGCAGGUGAACCCCGUACCGAAGCCCAAACGCACUUUUGAAUACGAUGCCAAACGGGACCAGAAGGACGUUUUGUCAGCCAAUGGAUUACCUCCGGACAGACCCUCAGAGUCUCCCCCGCCUCUGCCCUCCACUCCCGCACCCAGCAUCACGUGGACCGCAAAGCGUGAGGGGAGCAAGCCGGUGAGGAUCCAGGACAGAGAGUCAUGUGAGUCGGAGGAUGCUGCCAGCCUGCCGUCUUCGUAUCCCUCCUCCCCCACAGAGAACGGAGUGCUGACCGCAGACCCCAAGAGUCGACCCAGCUCCAAAAGCACUUUAGAAGAGAACGCCUAUGAGGACAUAGUAGAGAAGGAGAAUCCCUACGAGGAUGUUGACCUGAAGCGGAGGAGUAUGAGUAGGAAGUCUGGUCUGUCGGAGAGCAGCCGAUCUUGGACGACUAUGGACAGAAAGCUUAACUCCCCGCCUCAGUUGCCUUCCAAACCCAGCAGCCAGUCUCUCCGCCUCCCUGGUCCAAGCGACCGGAAGAGCCACCGCAUGUCCCAGUUGUCCAAACGCUACAGCCACGAUGAAAUGCUGCUCAUCCCCCAGAUCGGCAUGUCGUCGUCCCCCUGCGGCCUGCUGGACGACGGCCUCUGUGGCACCAGUGAUUCCCUGCCUUCACGCAGGCACUGGAGGAUCCCCAAGCUGGUCCAGAGGAUCAACUCCAUUUACUGCACUAAACGAGGGAAGAAGAGGCUAAAGAAGCUGUCCAUGACCAAUCUUGAGACAGCAUCUCUCAGAGAUGACAACAGCGAGAGUGAGAGUGACUCGGACGACAGGUUCAAAGCUCACACCCAGCGGUUAUUGAAGCUGCAGUCCAUCCUCCGGCGAGCCCCGAGCUACCGUACGCUGGAGCUGCAGCUCAUCGAGUGGCAGGAGCGAGAGCUGUUCGAGUACUUUGUUGUUGUUUCUCUGAAAAAGAAACCUGGCAAGAACUCCUACACCCCGGAGGUCACCUAUCAGUUCCCCAAGUUGGAGAGGCUGACCAAGCAGAUGAGGGAGGCGGAGCAGAGGCUCAAAGCUAUUCCUCAGUUCUGCUUCCCAGACGCCAAAGACUGGAGUCCUGUCUCCGAGUACGCCAGUGAGACCUUCUCCUUCAUGCUAACCGGGGAGGACGGCAGCAGGCGCUUCGGGUACUGCAGACGCCUCCUGCCGACGGGGAAAGGACCUCGCCUUCCAGAGGUGUACUGUGUCAUCAGCCGGCUGGGCUGUUUUGACUUGUUCUCCACGAUCCUGGAUGAGGUGGAGAGACGCAGAGGAAUCUCGGCAGCACUGGUUUAUCCCUUCAUGAGGAGUCUGAUGGAGUCCCCCUUUCCUGCACCAGGGAAGAUUAUCAAAGUAAAGACCUUCCUGCCCGGUGCAGGAAAUGAGGUCAUAGAGCUGAGGCGACCCAAUGACUCUAGACUGGAGCACGUUGACUUUGACAGCCUGUUCAGGUGCCUCAGCGUACGGCAGGUGAUACGCGUCUUUGCCUCGCUGCUUCUGGAGCGCAGAGUCAUCUUUGUGGCUGAUAAACUCAGCACCUUGUCCAGCUGCAUGCUCGCAGUGGUGGCGCUGCUCUACCCCUUCUCCUGGCAGCACACCUUCAUCCCUGUGCUGCCGGCGUCCAUGUUGGACAUCGUGUGCUGUCCCACCCCUUUCCUGGUGGGGUUGCUGUCCAGCUCAUUGCCUAAACUCAAAGAGCUGCCUGUAGAAGAAGCUUUGAUGGUUGACCUUGGAACUGAUCGCUUCAUCCGACAGAUGGAUGACGAGGCUUCGCUGUUGCCACGAAAACUUCAAGCAGCUCUGGAGCAGGCGCUCGAGCAAAGGAAUGAGAUCAUCAACCAGGACUCUGACAGCGAGUCAGAUGAAGAGUAUAACUCGUUGAACAGCCUGGUGUCGGAGGCCUUCAUCCGCUUUUUCCUGGAGACGAUGGGGCAUUACUCCCUGUUCAUCACUCAAAACGAGCGCGGAGAGCGCGUUUUCCAAAGAGAGCCUUUCCGCAAGUCUGUGGCGUCCAAGAGCAUCCGUCGCUUCCUGGGAGUCUUCAUGGAGUCUCAGAUGUUCGCAGGGUUCAUUCAGGACCGGGAGCUGAGGAAAACACGGGCUAAAGGGCUGUUUGAGCAGAGAGUGGACCAGUAUCUGGAGGAGCUGCCAGACACGGAGCAGAGCGGAGUAAACAAGUUCCUGAAAGGCCUGGGGAAUAAAAUGAAGUUUCUCCACAAAAAGAACUGAAAACCUGGACGUCUCUGCUUCAAGAUGAUUCUCAGACCUUCUUUUUUGUGCCUUUUUUUUAAAUGAAAAAAGUAAAAAUAUGUACAUAAUAUUUCACUGUAAGCUGUGAUACUCUUCAGUGUAUGUUUAUAGUUCCUAUAUGAGACAGUGAUUGCAGGACGGUACACAGCGACUGAGUCGUAGAGUAACCACUGAGAUCCGGGUGUGCAUGUGAGGAGCGUUAUCAGAGCGAGUGUAUGUUACUUGAUACGGAUGUAGAUGUACAGUUCAUGUGUUUUAACGCAUCAUUAUUUUUGGAUAAUUUUUUUUUGUCCUCUGUUUAAGGAGUGUAUUCGAAAACUGUACAUGCAUCAAGAUAAUGAAGACAAAUUAUUUUAACAGUCUCGUGCAUCUGUUAUUAAACAUAGCCGUCUAAGUGCUUUAAAAAUA